Molecule: messenger RNA, 1824 nt
Organism: Fusarium venenatum
Lineage: Eukaryota; Fungi; Ascomycota; Sordariomycetes; Hypocreales; Nectriaceae
Source: RefSeq, a predicted model, not a curated record
AUGUCUGAUAAACUCACGCGUAUUGCUAUCGUGAACAGCGACAAGUGUCGCCCGCGAAAAUGUCGUCAAGAGUGCAAAAAGUCGUGCCCCGUCGUUCGUAGCGGAAAGCUCUGUAUCGAAGUCCAGCCCGACUCCAAGCUGGCUUUUAUCUCCGAGUCCCUUUGUAUCGGUUGUGGUAUUUGCCCAAAGCGCUGCCCGUUUGAUGCGAUCAACAUUAUCAACUUGCCCACCAACCUUGAGAGUCAGGUCACCCACCGAUAUGGUCCCAACAGCUUCAAGUUGCAUCGUCUUCCCAUGCCCCGACCUGGCCAGGUGCUUGGACUUGUCGGUACCAACGGUAUUGGAAAGAGCACUGCCCUCAAGAUUCUGAGUGGAAAGCUCAAGCCCAACCUGGGCCGACAUGACAACCCUCCUGACUGGGAGGAAGUUAUUAAGCACUUCCGUGGUUCCGAGCUUCAGAACUAUUUUACAAAGCUCCUGGAGGAUGACCUCAAGGCCGUUGUCAAGCCCCAGUACGUGGAUCAAAUCCCAAGGGCCGUUCGAGGCCCCAACAAGAGUGUCCGAUACCUCAUCGAGAGCCGAGCCACGCUCGGCAACAUGGAAGAGAUGGCCAACGUCCUUGAGCUGAACCAUAUCAUGGACCGUGAUAUUAACCUCCUCUCUGGUGGUGAGCUCCAGCGUUUCGCUAUCGGAACUGUCGCCGUUCAGCAGGCCGAUGUCUAUAUGUUUGACGAGCCUUCUUCCUACCUCGAUGUCAAGCAGCGUUUGAGCGCUGCUCUAGUCAUCCGCUCUCUCCUCCGUGACAACGACUACGUCAUCGUUGUCGAGCACGAUCUGUCUGUUCUCGACUACCUCUCCGACUACAUCUGCGUUCUUUACGGCAGGCCUGCCGUUUACGGUGUCGUCACACUCCCCUACUCCGUACGUGAGGGUAUCAACAUCUUCCUUGACGGUCACAUCCCCACCGAAAACUUGCGAUUCCGUGAUGAGUCUUUGACCUUCAGAAUUGCAGAGACCGCCGAUGAGUUCCAAAUCGACAAGUCGCGUGCAUUCACCUACCCCAAGAUGGAGAAGACCCUAGGCAGCUUCAAGCUCAGCAUCGAAGCUGGUGACUUCACUGAUUCCGAGAUCAUUGUCAUGAUGGGUGAGAACGGUACUGGAAAGACAACCUUCUGUCGUCUCUUGGCCGGCGCCCUGAAGCCCGACAGCAAGAAGAGCGUCCCCGAGAUGCGAAUCAGCAUGAAGCCCCAGACCAUUACCCCCAAGUUCGAUGGUACUGUUCGCCAGCUGUUCUUCAAGAAGAUCAAGCAGUCUUUCUUGUCUCCCCAGUUCCAGACCGACGUUGUCAAGCCCCUCAAGCUUGACGACUUCAUUGACCAGGAAGUCAAGAACCUGUCCGGUGGUGAAUUGCAGCGUGUUGCUAUUGUUCUUGCUCUCGGUAUCCCUGCUGAUAUCUACCUUAUCGAUGAGCCCUCUGCCUACCUCGAUUCCGAGCAGCGUAUCAUCGCCUCGCGUGUUAUCAAGCGAUUCAUCAUGCACUCCAAGAAGACUGCCUUCAUCGUCGAGCACGAUUUCAUCAUGGCCACCUAUCUCGCUGACCGAGUCAUUGUCUUUGACGGACAGCCUGGUAUUGAUGCUCACGCCAACAAGCCCGAGUCUCUUCUCACUGGCUGCAACACCUUCUUGAAGAACCUUAACGUCACUUUCCGCCGUGACCCUACCAACUACCGCCCCCGCAUCAACAAGAACGGAUCUCAGCUCGACCAAGAGCAGAAGCUGGGCGGCAACUACUUCUUCUUGGAGGAGAACCCUGACCAGAGCUAA